This is a messenger RNA of Hyaena hyaena (striped hyena), 1971 nucleotides long. RefSeq names its product V-set and immunoglobulin domain containing 2 (gene VSIG2). Lineage: Eukaryota; Metazoa; Chordata; Mammalia; Carnivora; Hyaenidae. The transcript has 7 exons. The record is from RefSeq and is a predicted model, not a curated record. Bases 929 to 1915 code for a protein of 328 amino acids.
UUAAAAGGGUCAUUUGCUAUCAGGUGGCAUGGGGAAGGCCCCAGAAGCCUGAGGAUCAGUAAGGGGAUGAAAUUUCGUGCCCUGUCUCCUAGGGCUUGAGUUCUCGCGGCUUGGGGUGUGGGUGCUCUUAAUCUCCUGCUUCCUCUUAAGGGCUGGGGAAGAGCCACCUGACUUGUGCCUCCCUCUCCCAGACCACGGAGUCCUUAGCAAACACAUCCUCUUGCUGAUCAGACAGUGACGCCCUUGUAGGGCGGGGGAAAGCUGGAGACAUGGUGCAGAAGCAGGUGCCCCAAUUGUGCCACACCCUUUCCUAUCAAGAGUGGGAUCUCCUCCAAGACUCAGUUUCUUUGCCCCCCUCUGGCAGUGGGGAGGUGGCUCUGGUUUUCCAAGGAGACUCCUACCUCUCUGCAAGUGGUGACGCAGGUGCCAAAGAAGGGAUCUCAGAAAAAAGAAGGGCUUCGAAGGAAUAAGAGUCUCUGAAGGGGUCAGAAAGGGUCUUCUGUUCACCCCGGGGCUCAUGCUUGGGGUGAAGCCCCAAAGUGGUGAUGUCCUUUGCCAACUCAGAUUAUCAGAAUGCCCCCCUCUUCUUCCAGGGACACGCUUUGCUUACAGAGAGCUCCAGGUCCGAUCCCUUCCCCUUGGGGUGCCCACCCAAGCCCAGCCCUUGUCCCAGAGCCUGACAGUUUCAGAAGUUGGGGGGUAGAGUACAGAGAAAGGGAGCAGGGUUAGAAUGAUUCCAGUAUUGGGCCCGGACGAGGGAGGAGCAUUUCCUUACCUGAGGGCACCGGCCUCUCCCCUUGUUUGCUCUGAGAUAGCCAGUCUCGCUCCUGCCCAGCGCGAGUAGGCUGCCCUGUGGGUGCAGCCUUUCCUCCCCCAAGACCCAGACGCCCAGACCGACCCAUAGACGGCUGGACUGCAGGACUCGGCCAUGGCCCGGCUUUCUGGGCUGUUCCUAUGUGGGGCCCUGCUGGGCUUCGCUUGCCUGGACCCCGGGACAGCCGUGGAGGUCAAGGUGCCGGCCGAGCCCCUGAGCACCCCCGUGGGCAAGACCGCCGAGCUGCCCUGCAGCUACAGCACGUCGGUGGGAGACAGCUUCGCCCUGGAGUGGAGCUUUGUGCCGCCGGGGAAGCCCCUCUCUUCGUCCCAUCCGAUCCUGUACUUCACCAAUGGCUAUCUGUAUCCAACUGGUUCUCAGGCAAAGAGGGCCAGCCUGCUUCAAAACCCCCCCACAGGAGGGGUAGCCACCCUGAAACUGACUGAUGUCCACCCCUCGGAUACUGGAACCUACCUCUGCCAAGUUAAUAACCCGCCAGAUUUCUACACAAAUGGGUUGGGGCUAAUCAACCUUACUGUGCUGGUGCCCCCCAGUAGCCCCUUGUGCAGUAAGAGUGGUCAGACCUCGGUGGGGGGCUCUGCUGCACUGAAAUGCAGUUCUUCCCAGGGAGCCCCCAGGCCAGUGUACAACUGGGUCCGCCUUGGAUCUUCCCCUACGCCGUCUCCUGGCAGCAUGGUGCAAGAUGAGGUGUCUGGCCAGCUCAUUCUCACCAAUCUCUCCCUGACCUAUUCGGGCACCUACCGCUGUGUGGCCACCAACCAGAUGGGCAGUGCAUCCUGUGAGCUGACCCUCUCUGUGACUGACCCAUCCAAAGGCCGAGUGGCUGGGGCUCUGAUUGGGGUGCUCCUGGGCGUGCUGUUGCUGUCAGUUGCUGCGUUCUGCCUGAUAAGGUUCCAGAAAGACAGGAGGAAGAGGCCCAAGGAGACAUAUGGGGGCAGUGACAUUCGGGAGGAUGCCAUUGCUCCUGGGAUUUCUGAGCAAACUUCUAUGAGACCCGAUUCUAGCAAAGGGCUCCUGGAGAGACCCCCCUCUGCCAGCAGUGUGACGACCACCAAGUCCAAGCUCCCUAUGGUUGUCUGAUUUCUCCCCCUAUCCUUGAGGGGUAAUAUCAAGAAUUAAAGCCUUUGGGUACCAUA